Manduca sexta (tobacco hornworm) is the source of this 950-nucleotide messenger RNA. RefSeq names its product fumarylacetoacetate hydrolase domain-containing protein 2. The record is from RefSeq and is a predicted model, not a curated record. Bases 42 to 899 code for a protein of 285 amino acids. Gene Ontology annotation, molecular function: hydro-lyase activity. NCBI's taxonomy places the organism in Eukaryota, Metazoa, Arthropoda, Insecta, Lepidoptera, Sphingidae. The transcript has a single exon.
GAUCCACUGUUCGCAUAAACUGUUAUAGUUGCGUUGGAAACAUGAAGUUUUUACAAUUCACGUACAAGAAUAGUGAUGAAGUCCGAGUAGGAUUUCUUUCUGGAGAAAAUGUAGUGGACAUAAACAAAGAAGAUCCAACUCUCCCAUCAACCCUCAUAGAACUGCUAAAGCAAGGUCUAGUAGACAAGGUAAAAGCAAUCAAACCAUCAGCUACAGUGCCAUUAUCUGAUGUCAUUCUAAAAGCACCCAUACACGGCAAUGAUAAGGUUCUGUGUGUGGGGUUGAAUUACAAAGACCAUUGUGAGGAGCAAAAGUUAACUGCACCAUCAACACCAUUUAUAUUUAAUAAAUUUCCAAGUACCGUGAUUGGACCAAAUGAUGCAGUUAAACUCAGAACUGAUGCCAGCCAAGCAGUUGUUUGCGAAGUAGAGUUGACUGUAGUGAUUGGAAAGAAAGCUUCAAGAGUGGAAGCAUCUAAGGCGUAUGACUAUGUUUUCGGCUAUACUGUUGCGCAAGAUAUUGGAGCAAGUGAUUGGGAAAAGAAUCCCAAUAUGGGCCAGUUGUUAUUGGGCAAAGCGAUGGACACUUUUUGCCCGAUUGGACCCUGGAUAGUGACUGCUGAUGAAGUAGGCGAUCCUCAGAAAUUGGACAUCAAAUGCAGCGUUAACGGAGUGCAAAAGCAGAAAAGCAACACCAAUCAAUUCAUUCACAAGAUACCUGAUGUCAUCGCCAGAUUGUCCAAGGUUAUGACUCUACUGCCAGGAGAUGUUAUUUUAACAGGCACUCCGGGAGGUGUUGGGGUUUACAGGAAUCCUCCUGAAUAUUUGCAGCCAGGCGACGUGAUCCGAAGUGAGAUAGAGAAGAUUGGUAUAUUUGACACUAAGAUUGAAGAGUUUUAAUUAUGUAUGCAGGAUGUAAAUAUGGAAAAUAAAUUCAUAAAUUGGUUUUUA